Messenger RNA from Ictalurus punctatus (channel catfish), 1794 nucleotides. Its product is annotated as GATA zinc finger domain-containing protein 14. NCBI's taxonomy places the organism in Eukaryota, Metazoa, Chordata, Actinopteri, Siluriformes, Ictaluridae. The transcript is spliced from 3 exons. The record is from RefSeq and is a predicted model, not a curated record. Bases 159 to 1439 code for a protein of 426 amino acids.
CCCUGUGCAAACUGUGGGCAUCUGUUUUAUUAGUGCAAACAGUUGCUCAUCUGACAGCCCUCUCUCACGCUGGCUAUAAAAGAUGGAGGGUAGCAGGUUCUUUAGUACAUCCUUCAACUGAGCUGUGUCUGCAGUGGAACCAGAGGAUCUUCUUAACCAUGAGGCUACUGAUCCAGACCUUCACGAUCUGCCUGGCUCUCUUCCUCUGCCUGGCAGCUCCCUCGCAUCACCAUGACGAUGUUAAAGGUGAAAAGGUAAUUGGGGCUAGUGACCAUUCUAAUGACGACGCCCACUCCGACCAUGCAAACAAUGGCCCCGACCACGCAAACAAUGGCCCCAACCAGAAAAACAACGGCCCAGACCACGAAAACAAUGGCCCCGACCACGCAAACAACGGCCCUAACCAGAAAAACAACGGCCCAGACCACGCAAAUAAUGGCCCAGACCAUGCAAACAAUGGCCCCAACCAGAAAAACAACGGCCCAGACCACGCAAACAAUGGCCCCAACCAGAAAAACAACGGCCCAGACCACGAAAACAAUGGCCCCGACCACGCAAACAACGGCCCUAACCAGAAAAACAAUGGCCCCUGCCAUAAAAACAACGGCCCCGAUCAUGCAAACAACGGCCCCGACCACACAAACAACAGCACCGGCCAUAAAAACAAUGGCCCUGACCACACAAACAAUGGCCCCGACCAUACAAACAACGGCCCCGACCACAAAAAUAACGGCACCGACCACACAAACAACGGCCCCGACCACACAAACAACGGUGCAAGCCAUAAAAACAACGGCCCAUGCCAUGCAAACAACGGCCCCGGCCAUGCAAACAACGGCCCCGACCACGAAAACAAUGGCUCCGACCACGCAAACAAUGGCCCUAACCAGAAAAACAAUGGCCCCGACCACGGAAACAAUGGCCCCAACCAGAAAAACAACGGCCCAGACCACGAAAACAAUGGCCCCGACCACGCAAACAACGGCCAUAACCAGAAAAACGGCGGCCCACACCACGAAAGCAAUGGCCCCGAUAACGCAAACAACGGCCAUAACCAGAAAAACAAUGGCCCCAACCAGAAAAACAAUGGCCCAGGCCAUAAAAACAACGGCCCAGACCACGAAAACAAUGGCCCCGACCACGCAAACAACGGCCAUAACCAGAAAAACGGCGGCCCACACCACGAAAGCAAUGGCCCCGAUAACGCAAACAACGGCCAUAACCAGAAAAACAAUGGCCCCAACCAGAAAAACAAUGGCCCAGGCCAUAAAAACAACGGCCCCGACCACGCAAACAACGGCCCCGACCACGCAAACAAUGGCCAACACCAGAAAAACAAUGGCCCCAACCAGAAAAACAAUGGCCCAGGCCAUAAAAACAAUGGCCCCGACCACGCAAACAAUGGCCCCGACCAUGCAAACAACGGCCCAGACUAUUAAAACAACAGCCCCGACCACACAAACAAUGAUCCUGCCUGUGAAGAAGAACGUGGUCAAGGAGCUGCUUGGCUGUGACCAUCAUGUGUGAGCGACAGAAAGAAGAUAACACCACCUCUAUAGGAAGACCACCCACCUUCCAUCUUCUGAAUAAUUAAAAAAAAAAAGUUAAAAAAAGAAAAGUUUGAUUCUAAAAACUGCAAAUGAAGCUAGUUCUUUUUUUGGCCAAUGUGCGUUGUGUUAUUUUAAAUAGCUGUAUCCAAACAACAAGGCUAUUAUGUCUCUGUCAGCACUGUCUGUAAACAUUGACAACCACCUGUGCACUUUGUGGCUGAUGAAUAAACUAAAAUAAACAUCA